Messenger RNA from Aspergillus uvarum CBS 121591, 2566 nucleotides. RefSeq names its product thioredoxin domain-containing protein. The transcript is spliced from 5 exons. Bases 164 to 2566 code for a protein of 800 amino acids. Gene Ontology annotation, biological process: carbohydrate metabolic process. The record is from RefSeq and is a predicted model, not a curated record. NCBI's taxonomy places the organism in Eukaryota, Fungi, Ascomycota, Eurotiomycetes, Eurotiales, Aspergillaceae.
CGUUGCUUGCCUGUCUGUCUGCCGAAUCACUCCGUUUACAUUUACUCUUCGAUCGAUCGCUGGAUAUUGCUUGGUCUCUGGAUCAGAUCGCUUGCAGCUGGCUGCCUAUCUAGUGCGAGAUCUUGACAAACCAUUGACUGGUGAAAGGCCUAGUCCCACGUGAAUGUCUUACGGCCUCAACAUGGCUGCCCCGUCAGGCAUGCACCAUAAUCUGGCCGACGCAGGGCCGAAGCUCGUCAAUCGACUGCGGGACAGCAAAUCACCUUACGUGCGGGCGCAUAUGAACAAUCCAGUAGCAUGGCAGCUUUGGGACACAGAAGCCAUCGAGUUGGCCAGACGCCAUAACCGGUUGAUCUUUCUGAGCAUCGGGUAUUCGGCAUGUCACUGGUGUCAUGUUAUGGAGAAGGAGUCUUUCAUGUCCCACGAAGUGGCUUCAGUGCUAAACGAGUCGUUCAUCCCAAUCAAGGUGGACAGAGAGGAGCGACCCGAUGUUGACGAUGUCUACAUGAACUAUGUCCAGGCAACCACCGGAUCGGGCGGCUGGCCCUUGAAUGUUUUCCUUACUCCGGAUCUUGAACCUGUUUUUGGCGGGACAUACUGGCCCGGCCCCAACUCCUCCACCCUGACAGGAAACGAGACGAUCGGAUUUGUCGAAAUCCUCGAAAAGCUCCGGGAUGUCUGGCAGACGCAACAGCAGAGGUGCCUCGAGAGUGCGAAGGAAAUUACCAAACAGCUCCGGGAAUUCGCUGAGGAGGGCACACAUUCUUACCAAGGCGAUCGACAAGCGGAUGAAGACCUGGACAUUGAGCUGUUGGAGGAGGCCUAUCAGCAUUUCGUUUCCCGAUACGAUCCUGUACAUGGAGGAUUUUCCACGGCUCCUAAAUUCCCCACACCUUCUAACUUGGCCUUUUUGCUGCGUCUGGGAAUCUAUCCAACUGAGGUGUCGGACAUUGUCGGGAAGGACGAGUGUGAGCGGGCGACCGCCAUGGCAGUCCAUACACUUAUUAGCAUGGCGCGUGGAGGAAUUCGAGACCAUAUCGGGCAUGGCUUUGCGCGGUAUAGUGUUACCCCCAACUGGGGAUUACCUCACUUCGAGAAGAUGCUGUACGACCAAGCACAGCUUUUGGACGUCUAUGUAGACGCGUUCAAGAUCACUCAUAAUCCUGAGUUACUGGGGGCUGUGUACGACCUGGUCAGCUAUCUCACAUCGGCUCCGAUCCAGUCACUAGCAGGCGCUUUCCACUCCUCUGAAGACGCGGACAGUCUCCCGACGCCCAAUGACACCGAGAAGCGUGAAGGCGCAUUUUAUGUUUGGACGUUGAAAGAGCUGACUCAGGUACUCGGUCAGCGAGAUGCUGGGGUCUGUGCUCGUCACUGGGGCGUUCUGCCCGAUGGCAACAUCCCGCCCGAGAACGACCCGCAUGAUGAAUUCAUGAACCAGAAUGUGCUAGCAGUCAAAGUGACACCUAGCAAAUUGGCCAAGGAGUUUGGUCUCGGCGAAGACGAGGUGGUCAGGAUUAUCAAGUCUGCAAAGCAGAAGUUGUGCGACUACAGGGAGAGGACUCGCGUACGUCCGGAUUUGGAUGACAAGGUCAUUGUUGCCUGGAACGGACUUGCCAUCGGGGCACUCGCCAAGUGCAGUGCACUAUUCGAAGAAAUCGAAAACACGAAGGCAGCACAGUGCAGGGAGGCGGCAGCCAAGGCAAUCAACUUCAUCAAGGAAAACUUGUUCGACAAGUCGACGGGACAGCUAUGGCGCAUCUACCGCGACGGAGCUCGGGGGACCACCCCUGGCUUCGCCGAUGACUAUGCAUACUUGAUAAGUGGACUGUUGGAUAUGUACGAGGCGACUUUCGACGACAGCUUCUUGCAAUUCGCCGACCAAUUGCAGAAGUAUCUCAACGACAACUUCCUCGCAUACGUUGGCUCCACACCCGCAGGUUACUAUAGCACCCCUUCAACCAUGACACCAGGCACGCCAGGCCCUCUCCUACGCUUGAAAACCGGAACCGAGUCAGCUACACCAUCCAUCAACGGCGUCAUUGCGCGCAAUUUGCUGCGCCUCGCAAGUCUCUUCGAGGAGGAGGGAUAUCGUACCCUUGCCCGACAGACCUGCCGCUCGUUCUCAGUAGAGAUUCUGCAGCACCCGUUCCUAUUUGUGGGUCUCCUAGACGCCAUCGUCGGUUUGGAGACAGGAACGCGGAACAUCACGGGUGUAUUCAGCACAGCAGCCAUCCCGCUGGGGCCAAGCAGCAGGAGCAGCAGCUCACAACAAGCAUCAUCUAACGACACCACCACCACCACCAGCCGCGCCGAGGAACCGAUUGCCGCCCGCGAUCUCCUGGUAAAGAAGCUCCGCGCCGAGGCCGGCCCGACAUUAUCGACGGCGACCACGACCGUCUCGCUUGUGGAUAUCCGACCCUCUCAUCUAGGAGAUUUUGUAGGAAACCAGUCUUUCUGGCUGCGGACGCGCAACCCCCUGUACAAAGAGUUGCGGCCGUCCCACCCGGCGAAGAAUCAUCUCAUGGUCUGCGAGACGGGCCGCUGCACGAUAGUAGAUCUUUGA